Messenger RNA from Lactuca sativa (garden lettuce), 3249 nucleotides. RefSeq names its product FtsH extracellular protease family (gene FTSHI1). Lineage: Eukaryota; Viridiplantae; Streptophyta; Magnoliopsida; Asterales; Asteraceae. The record is from RefSeq and is a predicted model, not a curated record. Gene Ontology annotation, biological process: proteolysis; protein import into chloroplast stroma. Gene Ontology annotation, cellular component: chloroplast. Gene Ontology annotation, molecular function: ATP hydrolysis activity; metalloendopeptidase activity; ATP-dependent peptidase activity.
AUGCUUGCCAAUUUGUUGCAGAACAAAGAGCUCGAAGUCGGUCUCUUCACAAUCCGUUAAUCCUCCAUGGAAUUCAUCUCGCACAAGAUGCAAUUUCUCUUAUGUCACCCUCUCUAAAACCCUGAAAAUCCAUAACCCCUAGUUCAUCACACAAUAUGCUUCCCACACAAAUUGGGAUACCUGAUAAAUUUGUAUUACCUGGGGCCUUUUCUUCCCAAUCCAGCAUUACCCUCCAUACCUCACUCCCUAUCAAAACCCCCCUUCGAAAUGAUUUUAAACGUAUUGAAAUCAGGAGAAAAAGACUAAAUUUUCCUCAUGCAUUCUUUCGAAAAUCCGAUUCGGUUCAGAAUAAUGAUAAUAGUGCACCACAGGAUGAUUUUGUAACUAGGGUUCUGAAGGAAAACCCUUGCCAGAUAGAGCCCAGAUAUAAAAUUGGUGAUAAAUUGUAUACACUGAAGGAGAAAGAGAAUUUGGGGAAGAAGAGUCAUGGUAGUAAUAGUGCUUCGGAGAUUCUCAAGAGUCUAAAUUCGAAAUGGUUGAGUAACAACAAAAGUGGAGAUAGGGUGGAUUAUUCACAGGAUGUGUAUUUGAAUGAUAUUCUGAGGAAAUCAAAGGGGAAACUUUAUGUUCCCGAACAGAUAUUCGUAGAGGAAUUAUCUGAAGAAGCCGAAUUCCGUAGGGAGUACGAGUUGUUGCCAAAAAUGAGCUUUGACAAUCUCCAGAAGUAUAUAGAGACCGAUAUGAUAAAGUUUUUGACUUUCAAAGAUGAAGGUGAGGUUGCUUAUGGACACAAGGAUCUUAUCGUGGAGCUGAAAGAGAUUCCGGGAGACAAGAAUUUACAGAGGACUAAGUGGUCGAUAAAGCUUGAUGAUAUUCAAGUACAAACUGUUCUAAAUGAGUAUAAUGGACCCAAAUAUGAGAUAGAGACACAAACGAUGACAUGGGUGGGAAAGCUCCCACAGUAUCCAAAUCCAGUCGCCUCAUCAAUAUCCAGCAGGGUAAUGGUGGAACUUGGUGCAGCGACAGCUGCAAUUGCUGCAGCUGCGGUGGUUGUUGGUGGCUUUUUAGCUUCAGCUGUAUUUGCAGCAACCGGUUUCGUGUAUGUAGGGACCACAUAUGUCAUAUGGCCCAUGGCAAAAUCACUACUUAGCGUUCCUUUAGAAGUUGUUGUCGGUGUUUUGGAAAGAAUGGGUGAUGUGAUAUUAGACAUGUUCUUCUAUGGCGGGAUUUCCUCAAAGUUGAAUGAAAUGUAUCGACUUGGGGUUUUUUCAUCUGCCUUUUCAAUAGCUAGACCCAUAUUGUUGGUAGGUUUAUUAAUGGUUGUUCUUGUUCGUUUCACUCUUUCUAGAAGGCCUAAGAAUUUCAGGAAAUGGGAUAUAUGGCAAGGAAUUGAAUUUUCACAGUCUAAACCACAAGCUCGAGUUGAUGGUUCAACUGGAGUUACAUUUAGCGAUGUGGCAGGUAUUGAAAUAGCAGUUGAAGAGCUCCAAGAGCUAGUCAAAUACUUGAAGAAUCCAGAACUAUUUGACAAGAUGGGGAUAAAACCACCUCAUGGUGUACUACUAGAGGGUCCUCCAGGAUGUGGCAAGACCCUUGUGGCUAAAGCUAUAGCUGGAGAAGCUGGUGUCCCAUUUUACCAAAUGGCUGGAUCAGAAUUUGUUGAAGUGUUAGUUGGUGUUGGAUCUGCUCGAAUUAGGGAUUUAUUCAAAAGAGCAAAAGUCAACAGACCAUCUGUUAUAUUUAUUGAUGAAAUUGAUGCAUUAGCUACAAGGCGUCAAGGGAUAUUUAGUGACAAAACAGAUGAUCUAUACAAUGCUGCUACACAAGAAAGGGAAACUACAUUGAACCAAUUGUUGAUAGAAUUGGAUGGAUUUGAUACAGGAAAAGGUGUUAUUUUUUUAGGUGCUACAAAUCGUAAGGAUUUGUUAGAUCCUGCACUUUUGAGGCCUGGUAGAUUUGAUCGAAAGAUAAGAAUUCGUCCUCCUAAUGCAAAAGGGCGAUUGGAAAUAUUGCAAGUGCAUGCACGCAAAGUGAAGUUGUCAGAAUCUGUUGAUUUAUCUGUUUUUGCCCAAAAUCUCCCUGGAUGGAGUGGUGCAAGAUUGGCUCAGCUCCUCCAAGAGGCUGCUCUUGUAGCUGUGAGAAACAAACAUGACUCAAUCCUUCAGUCAGAUGUUGGUGAAGCCGUGGACCGUUUGACCGUGGGCCCCAAACGAGUUGCAUUAGAUUUGGGUCAACAAGGUCAACGCCGUCGAGCCACAACUGAAGUGGGGACCGCUUUGACCUCCCAUCUUUUAAGAAGAUUUGAGAAUGCAAAUGUUGAGCCCUGUGAUCGCAUCUCAAUUCAUCCUCGUGGCCAGACACUAUCACAAGUUGUAUUCAAUCGACUCGAUGAUGAAAAGUAUUUAUUCGAACGUCGACCACAGUUGCUUCACCGACUUCAGGUCUUACUUGGUGGGAGAGCUGCUGAAGAGGUGAUUUUUGGAAGGGAUACAUCAAAGGCAUCAGUAGAGUACCUUGCAGAUGCAACGUGGCUCGCCCGUAAAAUUAUCACAAUAUGGAACAUGGAGAACCCGAUGGUUAUACAUGGGGAGCCACCUCCAUGGAGAAGGGAACCUAAAUUUGUGGGCCCACGUCUGGACUUUGAAGAUUCUUUAUAUGAACAUUAUGAUCUAAUUGAGCCAUCAAUUAAUUUCAAAAUGGAUGAUGAAAUUGCAAAAAGAACAGAAGAUUUGAUGUCCAACAUGUAUGGAAAAACCGUUGCUUUGCUCAGGCGCCACCAUACUGCUUUACUCAAAACCGUAAAGGUUCUUCUUUGUCAAAUGGAUAUGACAGGGGAUGAAAUUGAGUUAAUUCUUGAUGAAUACCCGCCAAAUACUCCAACAAGUCGGUUACUUGAGGAAGGUGAUCCAGGGAGCCUUUCAUUCUUUAAACAAAAGAAAGGAGAAGAUCUUGAGAUGGAGUAUAGCAUCUUGAGUCAAUGACACGUGUUCAUGGUUUCCCAAUACAAAAUUUGCGUUCAUAUUUUUCUUCAAAGGUUUUUUGGGAGAGAGGAUUUCGGGGUUUAGAUUGUUGUUGUAUAGAAAGUUUUGUUGAAAUCUUGGAAGAAUCGUUAGAAUGAUUGUUUGUACGUUGGUUCUAAUAAACACAAGAUUUUACUUUUUGUUGAAUUAGGUCAAAACUAUUUUCUGGGAAUUGUGUGUUUUAUAAGAUACUUGUUAUUGUUAAUGACCAAAUGAAUAUUAAUCUGUA